Messenger RNA from Sphaeramia orbicularis (orbiculate cardinalfish), 3013 nucleotides. It is a transcript of the gene prkcq, whose product is annotated as protein kinase C, theta. The record is from RefSeq and is a predicted model, not a curated record. Bases 1 to 2163 code for a protein of 720 amino acids. Gene Ontology annotation, molecular function: ATP binding; diacylglycerol-dependent serine/threonine kinase activity. The transcript has 17 exons. Gene Ontology annotation, biological process: protein phosphorylation. Lineage: Eukaryota; Metazoa; Chordata; Actinopteri; Kurtiformes; Apogonidae.
AUGUCGCCUUUCCUCCGGAUUGGCUUCUCUAACUUUGAGAUUGAUCCUGGUCUGGCCUACCAUGAGGAGGUGCUGAACCCGUACUGUGCUGUGUACAUGAAGGAGGCCAUCGACACAGAAAAGGGCCAGGUUUAUAAGCAGAAGAAGCCCACUAUGUACCCGCCAUGGAGCACAACGUUUGAUGCUCACAUCCACCGCGGGCGCAUCAUGCAUGUGAUGGUGAAAGACCGGACGGCUGAGCUCAAGUCUGAGGCCACGGUGGCCCUCGACUCUCUGGCAACACGCUGCAAGAAGGAAAAUGGCAAACUGGAGAUUUGGCUGGAGCUGAAGCCACAGGGCCGCCUGCUGAUGGAGGCCAGAUAUUAUCUGGAGAAAAGCGACGCCGUGGGUCAGACUGAUGGAGAACCAGACACUGAACGGGAAAGAGAAGGUCUGUUCGCCCUCCAUCAGAGACGAGGUGCCAUUAAACAGGCCAAAGUUCACGUUGUCAAGUGCCAUGAGUUUAGCGCCACCUUCUUCCCUCAGCCAACCUUCUGCUCCGUCUGUAAAGAGUUUGUGUGGGGUCUUAACAAGCAGGGUUAUCAGUGCAGACAAUGCAAUGCAGCUAUCCACAAAAAAUGCAUUGACAAAGUUAUCGCCAAAUGCACGGGUUCAGCGAUCAACAGCAAAGAAACAAUGAUACACAAGGAGCGAUUUAAGAUUGACAUGCCCCACAGGUUUAAAGUCUACAACUACAAAAGCCCCACCUUCUGUGAACACUGUGGCACUCUGCUGUGGGGGCUGGCCAAGCAGGGGCUCAAAUGUGAGGAAUGUAGCAUGAACGUCCACCAUAAAUGCCAGAAGAAAGUAGCCAACCUGUGUGGAGUCAACCAAAAACUGAUGGCUGAAGCCCUGGCCAUCAUUGAGAGCAAACAGCAGGCCAGAUGCAGCCGAGACUCUGACAUUAUCAGCCGAGAAGGUCCAGUCGGCGUAGGCCAGUCAGGAGUGGUUCGAGCGCCAUCAGGGAUAAUAAUGGGUUUACCAGCCACAGCGACACCUGCAAACAAAGAGAUGCAGGGUGUUUCAUGGGAGGGACCAUCAGACACCAGCAGGCCGCUCACUGAGGAGCUGGAAGGGGAAGAGCCUCUGUACGCUGUUCCCAGGAAGGACCACCAAUCCAAGUUCACUGUUGAUGACUUUGUCCUGCACAAGAUGCUUGGGAAAGGCAGCUUUGGCAAGGUGUUUCUAGCAGAACUGAAGAAGAGUGGGCAGUUCUUUGCAGUGAAGGCUCUGAAGAAAGAUGUGGUUCUAAUGGAUGAUGAUGUCGAGUGCACCAUGGUGGAGAGGAGGGUCCUGUCUUUAGCCUGGGAAAAUCCCUUCCUCACACAUCUUUACUGCACCUUCCAGACAAAGGAGAACUUGUUCUUUGUGAUGGAAUAUCUGAAUGGAGGUGAUCUCAUGUUCCACAUACAAUCCUGCCACAAGUUUGACUUGCACCGAUCCAUUUUUUAUGCAGCUGAAAUCAUCUGUGGGCUCCAGUUCCUGCACUCUAAAGGAAUCAUUUACAGGGAUCUGAAGCUGGAUAACGUCUUGUUGGACUCUGAAGGACAUAUAAAAAUAGCAGACUUUGGCAUGUGUAAGGAAAACAUGCAAGAGGACUCCCGGACCUCCACCUUCUGUGGAACACCUGACUACAUUGCUCCUGAGAUCCUUCUGGGUCAGAAGUACAGCACCUCAGUGGACUGGUGGUCGUUUGGCGUGCUGCUGUACGAGAUGCUGAUUGGUCAAUCUCCAUUUCACGGCCGUGAUGAAGAGGAGUUGUUUCAGUCCAUACGAACUGAUGACCCUGUUUAUCCACGCUGGUUAACCAGAGACGCCAAAGACAUUCUGAUCAAGCUGUUUGUGCGGGAGCCUGAGGAGCGUCUGGGAGUGAAGGGUAACAUCAGGCAGCACAGUUUCUUCAGCAGCACCGACUGGAAAGCACUGGAGCAGAGACAGGUGGCACCUCCCUUCAAACCAACUUUGACGUCACCCAGUGACUGCAGUAACUUUGACAAAGAGUUCAUCAACGAGAAGCCGCGGCUGUCGUGCGCUGAUCGGACGCUCAUCAACAGUGUUGACCAGACAAUGUUCAAAAACUUCUCCUUUGUCAACCCGGGGAUGGCACAUGUCACAGGACGCUGACCAACAACCUCCUACCAACUACCUACAAACAAGCCGCUUCAGUCACAACCAGCACUUAAACACAACCAGACUGGAGACAGCGAAUGUCACAGGAUUCAACUGCAUCUACAAACAGGAACAUAACUACUGAGGGAGUGUCCAGGGUGUACGGCACAAACACAUAACUGACAGGAGCGUUACUGUAUGUGUUUUACACCUCAUUUUUAUGUAACAUUCACACAUCAUUUUUUUUAAAAAAAGCAAAACAACAAAAAAAUAUUUAAUCCAAGUCAAACGGCAACGAUAUUAAGAUUAUUCACAAAGAAAGCAGUGUUCACCAUAAUGUCUCAACUAUUAAAAGUAUGUAAUUAAAAUGACUUGCUCUUCAUAGUAUUCAUCUCCUCAACUUGCUUUUGUGCUCAUCAGGAUGUGCUGCCAAUAGAAAAUGUGCUUGUAAAUAAUUUAUGGUGCCUCGUAACACUCCAAGCAAAUCAAACUAGAAACAUUUAGUUACACUGGAUGUAUCUUUAUCUUUAGGCCAAACCGUCCUGUUAUUUCUUUGUUUUCCAUCUCUGAUCAUAAUAGCAUACCAUCCAUUACCUCAUGUUUAGGUGCAAAUGCAACAAAUGCAUUUUAAUGGUCUGUUGACAUGUAAAUAACUGUAAUGUAAUUCUGUUGAUAUAGUGUCAGAGGGGAUUCAUUUGUCCAUGUGUAGCAGAGGUGAAUAUUAGGGUUUUGUUUAUGUAACUUAUAUCUGAUUCAUAGAUUGAUGAAAAAUGUUUUUAAUGUUCUCUUCAGAUCACUGCAAAAUGGUUGUUUUUAUGGUUGUUGUCAUUGUGAAUUCUGUACAAUAAAAUGUUUGUUUUUUUAA